GCUAAUCCCUGUGCCAAUUUUUCAAGAAGGAGACGUGUUUUCAACCAAAAUACCGCCCCAUCUCCAUCCACUUUUAAGAGGCAGUAAGUGCCAACGCGUAUCCUUUCACAAAUCUGGGGAAACGCCACUGUUGCUGUUCCGCCGAUCAAUUGAGAAGAUGCAGCCAUUGCUAUUGCUGGCAACCCUGACUGUAUUGGUCGGGGUCACACUGACCGUACCUGCGAAGGAAAAACGAGUGCAUCAUCAGCGUGACCUCAGUGACCAUGCCCAUGACGAUUCCGAUGGAUACAAGUAUGACCACGAGGCCUUCCUGGGCAAAGAGGAAGCCAAGACCUUUGACCAGCUGAGCCCAGAGGAGAGCAAAGAAAGGCUGGGAAAAAUUGUGAGCCGCAUUGACGGUGACAAGGAUGGCUUUGUUAGCCAUGUUGAGUUGCACAACUGGAUCAAACACAGACAGAGGAAGUACAUUGAGGAGAACGUGGACAAACACUGGAAGGAGUAUGAUCAGAACAAGGAUGGGAAGAUUGCCUGGGAGGAGUACAAGAACACCACCUAUGGCUAUUAUCUAGGUGAGGAGUUUGAUGACGUUGAUGACAAAACCAGCUACAAGUCCAUGCUGAAGCGAGACGAGAGGCGAUUCAAGGUCGCCGACCGGGACGGGGACCUCAUCGCCACCAGACAAGAGUUCACUGCCUUCCUCCACCCCGAGGACUACGAUCACAUGAAGGACGUCAUCAUCCAGGAAACUAUGGAAGACAUUGACAAGAACGGUGAUGGCAAGAUCGGUCUGGAGGAGUACAUUGGUGACAUGUUCACCCCUGAUGAUGGGGAGAGUGAACCUGACUGGGUCCUGACAGAGAAGAAACACUUCACAGAGAUCAGGGACAUGAAUAAGGAUGGCUUCCUGGAUGCCAGUGAGGUGGCUCAGUGGAUCCUGCCUGGGGAGAUUGACCACGCAGACAAUGAAGCAAAGCAUCUAAUCCUGGAGACGGACACAGAUAAGGAUGAGAAAAUCUCCAAGAAAGAAAUUCUAGCCAACUGGAACAUGUUUGUGGGGAGCCAGGCAACCAAUUAUGGCGAAGACCUCACCAGGAGACAUGACGAGCUCUGAUCAUGUCACCCAGUCUUAGACGAGGGUGAAUUUGGGAGGGUUUGUUUGAAAGGGUGAGGGAUUGAAAAAGGUACAAUAUUCAAGGAGUUAACUGUUACUAUUACAUAUGGGAUCUGUUACUUUAACUUGGGUGGGUAGGGGGUGUUUUGUGACCUAUUGUUCUCUUCAUUGAGGGGUAAUUGUGCCCUAGGCUUUAUGUUGAGGAUUAGUGAUCACAUUUGAGGUAGGUUUAAAGCCAUAUAUACGUUCAGCAGGUAAUUUUAAACUGCCGUCCUCAAGUUUAUUUUCUAGUGCUUACUAGUCACUGCCUGAAAUUGAGUUUCAAUCCUCAACUGAAGAGAACCAGGGUUUAUCAUGAAAGACCAUACACUGUUAGACAGUGGAUGACCAUAGGGUGCAAAGGCUCUCUGUAACUAAACUGUGCCUUCAACGCGUAGAGAUUGCUGUCAGGUAUGCCUCCACAGAGAGCCUAUGCAACCUAUGAUUACUCACUUCAUUCUUGUCCAGGCCUUUGUGAUGAACGCUUACAUUUUUUACAUAUUACUGUUUUAAGGACUUAAGGUUAAUGGGGGGGGGGGGAGACAUUUAGAUUUUUUUUACAGGGGAGGGGAGUCCAAGGGAUAUUCCUUGUCACAAAGUGUAUUUAUAUUGUCUAGCACCUUUUCUAGUGCAUAGAUAAAAGAUCGCUUUCACACACAUAUACGCAGAACACACAGGCACAUCUGGAAGGUGAGAAACACUCCAUUAAGACACACGCAGGUCAGUUGUUCAGUGCUGGGCAGCUGAUCUCUCUCACCUAGGUGUGUACACACUUCAUAAGAACCAUUAAGCUCUGGUCUCUCUCACCUAGGUGUGUACACACUUCAUAAGAACCAUUAAGCUCUGGUCUCUCACCUAGGUGUGUACACACUUCAUAAGAACCAUAAGGCUCUCUGCGACGCACCCAUGAAGCAGCAUGCCCACUAAGGCAUUUAGAAUGCAGUGUAGAGUGAAAAACAUGUUGGAGACAUUAAUUGGAGAAAGAAAGUGAAUGUCACUGUUUUCAAGUGGAACAUUUUUCUCUCUGUGAAUUCUCAAUAAAGCCAUGUUGGUUUUAAUUA
Molecule: messenger RNA, 2211 nt
Organism: Clupea harengus (Atlantic herring)
Lineage: Eukaryota; Metazoa; Chordata; Actinopteri; Clupeiformes; Clupeidae
Gene: rcn3
Product: reticulocalbin 3, EF-hand calcium binding domain
Cellular component (GO): endoplasmic reticulum
Molecular function (GO): calcium ion binding
Source: RefSeq, a predicted model, not a curated record